AUGUCGGCUUCGCUCCCGGGCUCUCGCGAGCUGCCCGCAUCGCAGCAUGAUCUGACCACCUACUUUGGGCGGGUGCGGCAUACGAUUGGGGUCACCGAUCCAAGCACGCUACUCGCUGGAAAGACUGGUCUCGAGAGGGCUAAGACACUCGUCACUGACUACAAGACGGGCAAGAUCGAACACAUGACACCGGAACUAUGGCGAGCCAAGAAGAUUGUCGACUCUACGCUUCACCCAGACACGGGGGAGUCUAUCCUUCUGCCUUUCCGCAUGUCCAGCUUUGUCCUUACCAAUCUGGUGGUCACGGCUGGUAUGCUGCAGCCCGGGUUGGGCGCUGGAGGCACCGUCGCCUGGCAGGUCGUCAACCAGAGCAUCAACGUCGCAUUCAACAAUGCAAAUGCCAACAAGUCAUCGCCGUUGACCUUUGUCGAUCUGGCCAAGUCAUACUUUGUCGCUGUCGGAGCCUCGUGCUCUGUCGCUCUGGGUCUGAAUGCCAUGGUGCCUAGAUUAAAGGUGUCAGUCAGUACUCGUAACAUCCUCCAGCGAUUAGUCCCCUUCGCAGCUGUCGCCUCGGCCGGAGCCCUCAAUGCCUAUUUGAUGCGAAGGAAAGAGAUCGAGACCGGCAUCGACGUUCGUCCCGUCCUCUCCGAGGAAGAGAAGAAGAAACUCCAGGAGGAAGGCAAGUCGGAGACAGAUAUCCCCGCUCUAGGUAAGAGCAGGAAGGCAGCCAAGCUCGCCGUGUAUGAGACGGCCGCCAGCAGAGUUUUCAACAACACGCCCAUCAUGAUCGUGCCGGCGCUGGCUCUGUACCACAUCCAGACCAAGCAGGCAUGGUAUAAGAACCUGCUGGCAAAGGAAUUCUUCAAGACCCGGCCCAAGCUUGCCGGUACAGUGCCCAUUGGCAUCAACCUAGCGUUGAUUGCCGUCACCUCCUUUGCGGCGCUCCCACUAGCGCUAUCUGUCUUCCCUCAAUAUCAGAAGAUCAGCGCAGACAGCCUGGAGCCGGAGUUCCAUGGCAGAGGCGGUGUUGAUGGCAAGGUCAUCUUCAACCGUGGCCUCUAA
This is a messenger RNA of Clonostachys rhizophaga, 1062 nucleotides long. NCBI's taxonomy places the organism in Eukaryota, Fungi, Ascomycota, Sordariomycetes, Hypocreales, Bionectriaceae. The record is from the annotation of a GenBank genome assembly.